UGCAGUAAUACAAGUACUGGCUCCAUCUUCAGCACAGCAAUAUUUAAAAUAAUUUGAGUACAGUGAACAACAGUAAGCUUAGUGGUUUUCUCAUUGUUUUGGCAGUUUUUUGCUUGAAUUAAUGGACAUUAAAGAAUACGUGCACAUAUGUAGAUAGUUGGAAGAUCUUAGUGUAGAACGUAAGAGUGCAAAUGUGUGUUUCCAAGUGGUAUGAAAGACUGUUUAGUAUUUGGUGGCUAAUUCUGUCUGUGGCAGAUGCACUGGGGGGAAAUCACACAUUUUUUUUGUGAGAGUAUCUGAUGGUAACUGCAGUAAGAGAUGUUAGGCUGCACAAACUAAUUGGUAUAGCAAAACUUAUUCAAAGAAGCAUUUCAAAAUAGCUAGUAUGCUUGGGCUGGUUUAAUUAUUUCCAUGCCUACAGUUAUAACCUUGACUCUAGGUGGCAAUACACAUACACAGUAAACUACAGUGAUCUGGAAAGUGUUUUGGGUAUGCUUUUAUUCUGAACUGCUAUUGAACAUUCGAGCAGUGACAUCAUGAAUGCUAAUCAUGCAUUCAUUUGCUUACCGCGAUGUAUAAAUAAGGGCACAUCAACGCACAAGUUCCUGACUAUAAGACGACACAAGGUCUUCAGCAUAAUUAGAGUAGAAAAGUUUUGCCAAUAGUUUUUGGUUCAUCUCUUGUUUCUACCUUCCUUCUCCCCCACCCCACCAAUAACGGCUAAUUUAAACAUACAGGAAUUUGUUGUCACUACUUAGCACUGUUUCCAUUAGUUAAAACUGGAAAGCAAGAUUAACCUGAUUGCAUGUUGGAUGGAAACCUCAGUCUGGAGCUGAAGGCUGCUUGAAACACCUUUGUUAGACAUGGGGAAGAGAAAGGACAUGAAAAGUAGGAGGUGUCAGCUGUUGGGCAUCCAGAACUGAGCUGGCCUCACUGCUGCUGAAGUAACAGACUAUACACUGGGAAUAAAGAAUUUAUGAAAAAAGAAGCAUAAAGGAUGGACAAGCAAGAUCUCUCUGAUCUUAAGUCCCCCAAAUCUUGGAUUGAAGAAGUCUUCAGUAAAAGAGAAUGUGCAAACAUCAUUCCCAAUUUAAAAGAUCCUCACAGAUGUCCGGCAGGAUGCCAGGUGUGCCAGAAUUUAAUCAGAUGCUGCUGUGGACGUCUGAUUGGAGAUCAUCCAGGAUUAGACUGUAGUUGGCCUGUCUAUCAGGCUGCCCUGCAGAGAGAUGAAGAAUGGUCUGUGCAAAAACAUACAAAGAUGAGUCCAACGGAUGCAUUUGGAACAAUCAAUUUUCAAGAUGGAGAUCAUACUUACCAUGCCAAGUAUAUUAGACUCUCCUAUGAUAGCAGUUUGGAUCAGCUGUUACACUUGAUGGUUAAAGAAUGGCAGAUGGAGUUGCCAAAGCUAGUUAUAUCCAUUCAUGGAGGCAUUCAAAAUUUCAAACUUCCCUCAAAGAUCAAGCAGGUUUUCAGCAAAGGACUGGUGAAGGCUGCUGAGACUACAGGAGCAUGGAUAAUUACAGAAGGCAUCAACAGUGGAGUGUCCAGGCAUGUGGGAGAUGCACUGAAAGGUCGUACCUCACCAUAUCUGAGAAAGAUUUGUGCUGUUGGGAUCCCCCCAUGGGGUAUCAUUGAGAACCAGAGGGAUCUCAUUGGCAAAGAUGUAGUUUGCCUAUACCAGACUCUUGGUAAUCCACUCAGCAAGCUAAGUACCCUCAACAGCAUGCAUUCUCAUUUUCUAAUGGCAGAUGAUGGGACAGUAGGCAAAUAUGGGAAUGAAAUGAUGCUCAGGAGGAAUUUGGAGAAGUAUUUGUCACUUCAGAAAGUACACACAAGAAUGGGCCAAGGUGUACCCAUAGUUGGGUUGGUGGUGGAAGGAGGUCCCAACGUCAUUCUAAUGGUGUGGGAGUAUGUGAGGACCAGUCCACCUGUCCCUGUGGUUGUCUAUGAGGGCACUGGCAGAGCUGCAGAUAUCCUGGCUUUUACCCACAAACACACAGGUGAUGCAGGGGAGCUGCGACCUCAAGUGAAGGAGGAGGUUUUGGUAAUGAUUCAAAAUAUGUUUAGUUUGGGACAGAAACAAUCCAGUCAUCUAUUUCACAUUUUGAUGGAAUGCAUGGAGCAUAGAGACUCUAUAACCAUACUUGAUGUGGAGUCUGAAGAGCAGCAGGACAUUGAUUUGGCAAUUCUGACUGCGCUCCUGAAAGGUACAAAUAUGUCUGCUUCAGAUCAGCUGGAUUUGGCAUUGGCCUGGAACCAGCUAGAUAUUGCCAAAAAACAUAUAUUGGUUUAUGGACAACACUGGAAGGUUGGUGCUUUGGAACAAGCAAUGCUGGAUGCUUUAGUGAUGGACCGCGUGGAUUUUGUAAAGCUGUUAAUAGAACACGGAGUGAAUGUGCACCAUUUUCUUACCAUAUCUCGUUUGGAAGAACUCUACAAUACAAAACAAGGACCAUCAAAUCUACUUUUGCAUCACCUAGUUCGAGAUGUGAAACAGAGUACGCUUCCUUCGGAUUAUAAGAUAUCCCUGAUUGAUAUUGGGCUGGUUAUAGAGUACCUCCUUGGUGGAGCUUAUCGGAGCAGCUACACAAGGAAACAUUUCCGAAUUCUGUACAAUGAUCUGUAUAGAAAACACAAGAGAGCGCUCUCCAGCUUUUCUCAGAACCUGUCUCAUUCCCUUCAUCAGAGUAAUCAAAUGGGUAGCAGAAUGGGAUCUGCUGAAAAUACUUUACAUUCUCAGUUCUUCCGAACAGCACAGCCUUACAAAUGCAAGGAAAGAUCCACUGGUUUCCAUAAGUCUAAGAAGAAGUCAAAAGAGGAUAUAAACUUUGCAGAGAACUAUGAGUCAUCUGGCUUUAUCUACCCCUAUAAUGACCUCCUGGUUUGGGCAGUAUUAAUGAAAAGGCAGAAGAUGGCAAUGUUCUUCUGGCAGCAUGGAGAGGAAGCCAUGGUCAAAGCAGUUGUGGCUUGUAAACUCUACAAGGCAAUGGCACGUGAAGCUAAACAGAGCAACAUGGUGGAUGACACUUCAGAAGAACUUAAGAAGUACUCAAAGGAAUUUGGUCAGCUUGCCUUAGAUGUACUGGAAAAAGCAUUCAAACAAAAUGAACAGAUGGCCAUGAAGUUGCUGACCUAUGAACUGAAAAACUGGAGCAACUCAACUUGCUUAAAACUAGCAGUGUCUGUGGGCCUGCGACCUUUUGUAUCUCAUACUUGCACACAGAUGCUACUGACCGAUAUGUGGAUGGGACGCCUGAAGAUGCGGAAGAACUCCUGGUUUAAGGUCAUUAUAAGUAUUCUCCUGCCUCCCACUAUCUUGAUGCUGGAGUUUAAAAACAAGGCAGAAAUGUCUCAUGUGCCUCAGUCUCAAGAUUUCCACCAGUUUACAUGGUACCAUGGGGACCAGAGCCCACCCAGCACUAAAGAUGUCUUGUCUCUGAAGGAUUAUGAUGUGGAGAAGGUGGCUCAGAAGUCUGAUGAAAGCCAAGUAGACGGUGGACAAGGAAACCUGCCUAACACUAGAAAAAUCUAUGAGUUCUACAAUGCACCAAUUGUCAAGUUCUGGUUUCACACGAUGGCAUACAUGGCGUUUCUCAUGCUCUUCACUUAUACUGUAUUGGUGAAGAUGGAACCAAGACCGAGUGUGCAGGAGUGGCUUGUUAUUAUUUAUAUAUUCAGCACUGCCAUUGAAAAAGUUAGGGAGGUAUUUAUCUCAGAACCUGGAAAAUUCUGCCAAAAAGUGAAGGUGUGGAUUUAUGAAUACUGGAAUUUUACUGAUUCUAUAGCCAUCAUCCUUUUUAUGAUUGGUUUUGGCUUGCGCUGGUCUGAACCUCCUGUUCAAACUGCAGGGCGGCUACUUUAUUGCUUGGAUAUAAUAUUUUGGUAUGCCCGUCUCCUUGAUCUCUUUGCUGUGAACCAGCAUGCUGGCCCAUAUCUGACAAUGAUUGGGAAAAUGACAGCAAACAUGUUCUAUAUUGUGGUCAUGAUGGCCAUUGUCCUGUUGAGUUUUGGAGUGUCACGAAAGGCAAUACUUUCACCAGAAGAGCCUCCUUCUUGGACUCUGGCCCGAGAUAUUGUGUUUCAACCCUACUGGAUGAUGUUUGGUGAGGUCUAUGCUGGAGAAAUAGAUGUUUGUGAAACCAAUCAAGAUUGUCCUCCUGGGUCCUUCCUCACACCGUUUCUCCAAGCUGUCUACCUCUUUGUGCAAUACAUCAUCAUGGUCAACUUACUUAUUGCUUUCUUUAAUAAUGUUUACUAUGAUUUGAAAUCCAUAUCAAACAAGCUCUGGAAGUACAACCGGUACCGCUACAUUAUGACCUAUCAUGACAAGCCAUGGCUGCCUCCACCUUUUAUUCUCCUGAGCCAUAUUGGACUUCUGAUAAAUCGCAUCUUCCACCACCGGCCCACAAAUGAGUCUGAUCAAGAGGAAGGUGACGUUGGACUGAAGCUGUACUUAAGUGAUGAGGAGUUGAAGAAACUCCAUGACUUUGAGGAACAGUGUGUGGAAAAAUAUUUUCAUGAGAAGAAUGAAAGCUUGAGUUCCAGUGACAGUGAAAGGAUCCGUGUGACAACAGAAAGAGUGGAGGAGAUGUUUCUGCAGCUAAAAGAAGUGCACGAGAAGGUAUUUUAUAUCAAGGAGUCUUUAAUCUCCCUCGACAGUCAGCUAGGACAUUUGCAAGACCUGUCUGCCUUGACAGUGGACAUCCUGAAAGUGCUUUCGGCUGUAGACACCUUGCAGGUGGAAGAAGCCUUACUGGCUGACACAAAAUGUCGAUCCUGUAGGAAGCUGCCCCAUAGCUGGAGCAACGUUCUCUAUUCCAAGACCCUGAGCAGUCUGGAGUGUUUGUAUGACAAGAAGUACCACUACUACAGCAUGCCACCCUCUCUGUUACGGAGCUUGGUGAGGAGUCAGUGGUCAUCAGAAUGCAAAGACCACAAACUGAGGACUGAGAGUAAUAAGGUGGCAGAAGACAGCUCUCAGAAGAUAGAAAUAGAAAGUGACACACUCACUUCAGGCAUAUCUUCUGAGACUAAGUCAACCCCUAGAUAUGGACAAUUUUUGCUGGUACCUCCUGAUCACCAAGGAGGGCCCUUUUCAGAGGAUGUCACCUUAAAUUUGUCCUUUUCGAGCACUACUACCAAGUACAGGGAAGAUGUAUUCAGUAAUGAACUGCAAAGGAGCACUGCAAUGCAGCAAAACAUGCAAAGUGUCAGCCUCGUUGAUAAAGAGCCAGAAGAUUAUCAGUGGAGCCAGAGGGACUUUGUUAUUCACUUGCCAUCUAAAAAGACUAAUGCUGUAGAGGCUGAUCAUCCUCUCAGUCUCCAGCCAUCACUGGAUGAUGGAGAGAAUACAACACCCUGCUGCGAUGACAGGGAAGAAACUGAAGGUGGUUAUGUGAACUGGGGAUUCUCUGAAGGUGAUGAAAAAGGGAUUUUCAGCUCAAGAAAGAAACAGAAGGCCCUGUGCAUACAUUCCACCUAUAACUGUGACUGCAAUUGCACAGGUAGCCCUCCCAGGCACGUCCAGAUAAAAGAAUCAAAGUCCUUCUCUUGCAACUCCAGCAGCUCACAGCACAGCAUCAUCUCUGAGAACAAACUGAAACACAACACCUCCUUUUGGAUCAGCCCCCUCUGGAGGGACUGGGGUGUCUGCAGAAGCAACAGCUUACCGUCCUCUCAAAAAGAUAAAAGAGGGAAAACCUGCAAGGCCAUAGGUGAGUCUUUACCAUCUAGUGAGCUACACUACAGUGAGGCAACAAAAGAAAAACAACAAAACAGAGACAGAAAGUCUGGCAGAGAAAAGAAGAAUCAAAAACCCCUUCAGGUGCCGGUGAUUAGAGUGGAUGAUUGUCCUCAGAACACCCAAGUGAGCUCAGAGCCUGCAGAGAUCACUAUCUGGGAUGAGGAAGAGAAACACAGCAAGAACUGGCUUACUGUGUCUAAUUUCAGUCAGCUAAGUUUGGAAUGUCUCAGUUACAUGCACCAGAAAAUGAAAAAUCAAGACAUCCGUAGGCAUACCAUACCAUUCUGUGAUUACCUGAGGCAUUCUCAAGAGGAUUUGAGUAAUAGCAUGUCUGGAAGCACACAGAGAAAUAAUCUGAGAAACUCCUCGUUGAGAGCUUCAGAAGGACCUGACAAUAUCUUUGCCUGCUUGAAAACAUCUCAAGAUCUGCACCAUCAUUACUCAGCUGUUGAAAGAAACAACUUAAUGAGACUUGCUCAGACCAUACCAUUUACACCAGUCCAGCUCUUUGCUGGAGAGGAAGUGACUGUCUAUCGACUAGAAGAGAGUUCACCUAUGAACCUUGAUAAAAGCAUGUCUUCCUGGUCCCAGCGUGGUAUGGCUGCAAUGAUCCAAGUCUUGUCACGGGAGGAGAUGGAUGGGGGUCUACGGAGGGCCAUGAAGGUCGUUUGUACUUGGUCUGAGAAUGAUGUAUUAAAAUUGGGACAAGUAUUUAUUGUGAAGUCUUUUCUGCCAGAGGUGGUUCAGACUUGGCAAAAGAUCUUUCAUGAUGGCACAGUGUUACAUCUCUGCCUGAGGGAGAUCCAACAGCAAAGGGCUGCCCAAAAGUUAAUUUAUACCUUCAAUCAAGUGAAGCCUCAUACCAUUCCCUAUACUCCAAGAUUCCUGGAAGUUUUCCUCAUCUACUGCCAUUCAGCAAACCAGUGGCUGACCAUUGAGAAGUACAUGACUGGCGAGUUUCGGAAAUACAACAACAACAACGGAGAUGAGAUUGCUCCCACCAGCUUGCUUGAAGAGCUUUUGCUGGCCUUCUCUCACUGGACCUACGUAUAUACUCGUGGGGAGCUCCUUGUCCUGGAUUUGCAAGGUGUUGGGGAAAACCUUACAGAUCCAUCUGUGAUUAAACCUGAAGACAAAAGAUCUGGAAAGAUGGUAUUUGGACCAGCAAACCUAGGAGAAGAUGCAAUAAGGAACUUCAUCACAAAGCAUCGUUGUAACUCCUGCUGCAGGAGGCUGAAACUUCCUGAUUUGAGAAGAAACGACUGCACAAUGGAAAGGCUCCGUCCAGCCUUUGAAGGAGAAGCAGAGGCAAGUGCCAGAGAAACUGACGAAGCAGAUGAGCCUCUGGAGUAUGACACACGGUUGUGAAACAGUAUCUGUGAGCAGAGCCCACGUAUGCAUGCUUGAAAACCUUGUCCAAAAGAACAAAACAUAGAUGUCUGAGUGCAACAUCUGUCUGCAUUUGACAGAUGCUACAGGCAAGGAAUCAAAAAAAAACCACUCUCGUUAUUUACUCCCUUUCUCUUGUGUCUUGUGCUUGUCUGUUUUGUACUGCUCAGUAAAUUGCCAUCAGCACAUCACCCCUUAGCUGGAUCAACUGUCCCAUCAGUGCCUUUUUUUUGGAAAUGUGGCUAGUAGUUCCAAACUAUGAUGCCUAAAGGAAAAUGACUGUGACAAAAAUAUUUACAGGGGGAAUGAUUUGAUGUGAUUUGUGUUUUUGCUCUUUAGUAAAUACCUGAAUAUAUACAUGUGUAAAUCACUCAUUUUCAGAUGCAGGGCACACUCUGCCUUACGUUUGCUUUUGACCUGUAUGUAGGAUACUUUCCAAGAAAAUAUAUAAAAAUUAUUUUCUCUUUUUUGUUGACUUUGUUGAAAAUAAGAAUACACAAGUAACAAAUUACUGAUUUAAACAACAGCCACUGGUAUGGCAGAUGCACUGCAGAAUUGUGUGGGAACUUCAUCCUGAGUCCUUAUCACAUACCAAGAACAAGACAGACAAUGAAAUGUUAGAUUAUUGGGCCCACAGGCAUGAUUAACUGUACUCAUUUUGAGAUGAUGAAAUUGAUACAUCCAUGAUCUUCCAUUCAAACAUAAAGAAUAACGUUGAUUGUGAUAUAAAUUUUAACAGGAUUUGCCUUUCUUUGUAAUAUGUUAGCUUUAGGGUUUUUUUAAGUCUUUAGGUGGUCAAUUGCAAAAAGGUUUGAAAAGUCACAAAGAAUAACAUAUUCUGUUUGGUAUUUAACUUCAUGUUGACAAUGUCAGGCCAUACAUGGGACUAUUUUCUACCAAUGUUACCAAUGGAGCAGUAACAUGUAAGCUUCUGUAGCACAUUCAUCUGUUUUUCUAUUGAUUUUGUCUGAUUUCAGGAGAAUCUGAUAUAACAUUAAAAUCAAUUAUGUCCAAUAUGAUUUUUGUACAAUAAGGAUUGAAAUGAACUGCAGAGCACAAAUAUCUAAUAUAACUUAUGUUGUAUUACAGAUCACUUCUACCAUUAAAGAACCUUCAUAAUUUUAUAUUGAGUAGAAAUA
Oxyura jamaicensis (ruddy duck) is the source of this 8271-nucleotide messenger RNA. It is a transcript of the gene TRPM6, whose product is annotated as transient receptor potential cation channel subfamily M member 6. Gene Ontology annotation, cellular component: apical plasma membrane. The record is from RefSeq and is a predicted model, not a curated record. The transcript has 40 exons. Gene Ontology annotation, molecular function: monoatomic cation channel activity; protein serine/threonine kinase activity; ATP binding. Gene Ontology annotation, biological process: protein tetramerization; monoatomic cation transmembrane transport; protein phosphorylation. NCBI's taxonomy places the organism in Eukaryota, Metazoa, Chordata, Aves, Anseriformes, Anatidae. Bases 998 to 7111 code for a protein of 2037 amino acids.